CCCCUCCUCACCUCACUGACCCAUGAAAGAAGCCAUGCCGGUGCUCACAGCAGGAGCAGGGCUACAUGAAACUUUGGCCCUGCUGACCUCUCAGCUGCGGCCUGAUGCCAACCACAAAGAGGACAUGAUGUUCCUCAAAGACGUCUUCAGUGAGAGGAGCCUAGGAUACCUCAUGAAGAUCCAUGAGAAGCUGAGACAGUAUGAGAGACAGAGUCCAACACCUGUCCUCCACAGUGCCUCUUCUCUGGCAGAGGAUGUAAGCUCAUCACACAAUUGGCAGGUGGCAGAGGAGCUGCAGAGUGGGCCAAUGAGCACUGAGGAGAAGGAGCUGCUGCACCUACUGACGUCACCGCAUCUCAAGGCUGUUCUCUCAGUGCACGACACUGUGGCUCAGAAGAACUUUGACCCGGUGCUGCCGCCGCUGCCGGAUGACUUUGAGGACGAGCUAGAGGAGGAGUCGGUGAAGAUUGUCAGGCUGGUGAAGAACAAGGAGCCACUGGGAGCCACCAUCAGGCGGGACGAAGCCACUGGGGCUGUGAUCGUAGCUCGGAUCAUGAGAGGAGGUGCAGCUGAUCGAAGCGGAUUGGUCCAUGUCGGAGAUGAACUCAGGGAGGUCAACGGGGUCUCUGUGAUCCACAAGAGACCUGAUGAGAUCAGUCAGCUGCUGUCCCAGUCCCAGGGCUCCAUCACUCUAAAGAUAAUCCCUGCCAUUAAGGAAGAGGACCGACUGAAGGAGAGCAAGGUGUAUAUGAGAGCCUUGUUUGACUACAUCCCGUUGGAGGACAAGGCCACGCCCUGCCAAGAGGCCGGUCUUCCCUUCAAACGGGGAGACAUCCUGCAGGUCGUGACCCAGGACGACCCCACGUGGUGGCAGGCCAAACGUGUGGGAGACAGCAACCUGCGGGCCGGACUCAUCCCCUCCAAACAGUUCCAGGAGAGGCGACUGGCCUACAGGAUGAAAAUGGGCACACUCCCGAAUCCAAAAUCCCCUAAAAAGCCUGUCUAUGACCAAGGAUGUGAGAAAGAGGACUGUGACUGUGAGGGCUAUUUCAAUGGACAGUACAUAGCUGGUUUAAGGAGGAGUUUCCGGCUGAGUCGUAAGGACAGGCAAGGAUCAUCCGGAGAGGGCUCUGAUCCUGGAGACUCUGAGUUCCUGACUUAUGAGGAGGUGACCCGAUACCAGCAAAGGCCCAGUGAGAGGCCUCGCCUGGUGGUUCUGAUAGGUUCUCUCGGGGCACGAAUCAAUGAACUCAAACAGCGGGUGAUUGCUGAAAACCCACAUCGUUAUGCCGUAGCUGUACCUCACACCACCAGGCCCAAAAAACCUCAUGAGAAGGAAGGGGUGGAGUACCACUUUGUCACAAAACAGCAAUUUGAUGCAGAUGCUUUGAAUAAUAAGUUCAUAGAGCACGGUGAAUACAAGGAGAACCAGUAUGGCACCAGUAUAGAGGCAAUCCGUUCUGUACAGGCCAAGAAUAAGAUGUGUAUAGUGGAUGUGCAGCCUGAGGCCCUGAAGAGGCUGCGGACGGCAGAGUUCAAGCCCUAUGUAAUAUUUGUCAAACCUCGGGUUCCUGAGAGCAGACGACGCCGCAGUGCCGCCACCUCGCCAGGAGGGGGAGAGCAUGGCCGCGUUACAGACGAGGACCUGCAGGAGAUGCGUCAGUCUGCGAUUCAGAUCGAUCAGCAGUAUGGACACCUGGUGGACCGGGUCCUGAUUAAGGAGGACUCAGCCAGUGCCUGUGCAGAACUGCGAGGUAUUUUGGAAAGGCUGGAACGGGAAUCUUUCUGGGUGCCUCUCAGCUGGGUGCGGACCUAAACUUAACCCCCCACCCCCCAACCCCACUUGCAUCUUCUGGAGAAGGAACUUCACACCCCACCCACCCUAAUCCUGCACCAGUCCAGUCCAGUCCUGACGCAGGGCUGGUCAGAUGGUCAUAAACUGAAAGCCAAAGGGAUAGGAUGACCUCAUUGUCUGGGGUGUUGCCGCAGAUGGACAGCUCUUUUGGCCAAAGGCCAGUUUAAUGUCCAAAAAUCACAGUCUUACUGUCAACUUCCUCAAAGGAUCACUCCUUCCUCAUGUCAUAUUUAUUCAGGUUUGCUUUGAAUUUAUUUGACUUCAAAGACAGGGAACAUAAGCAGGUUUGUAGUUCAGGAGGUGUUAUAUUCCUCACACUGUCACUCUCUUUAGCUGCACUGGAGCGUGUCAGGGUUUGGGAUCCCACUCACAGGACUGCUCAGUCAGUCAGCUUUAUUGUGACUCCUGUUGGAGUACCUUUAGUAGCAUGUUUUGUUUUGUUUUUUUUACGUUUUACAGUUUAAUUCAACUUGAUGCCAAUUGCAAAAUGUUAAUUCUUACUGCUCAUGCAUCCUGUACAGUAUAAGAACCAGUCAUACAUUCAACAGGAGAAUUUAAGAUAUGAAUUUUAGGGAAUGCUGUUCAAAACUAAUGUUCUUUUUUUUUUUCAAACCAUUAAAAUAAGUUCCACACAUGGACAGAAACAAAACAAAGAGAUAUCCAAAUGGAAUGUGAGAAUUUUAUUUUCUACAGAACUGUUUUGUUUUUAAGAAACGCAUGACAACUGAUUAUUUAAUCUCAGAUGUAAAUAUUGUAAAUGUUACUCCUCGUGUGCCAACGAAAGAUCUCGUAGCACUUCAAUGCAACCUGUUUACCUUCAGUCCUGUGUGUAAAAUAAUGCUGUGCACAAAGUCUGCGUGGAUGGAUGUCACAGUGUAUGUACACAUACACCCACAUGUAAUGCUACAUUUACAUAUAAGAAUGGGUUUUGUACAGUUUCCUUUGACCUGUGUUUUGUUUUAGACAGAAGAAGUUGUUACCAGAUGUGUUUUGAGAAUCAGGGUUUGUGUUGUCAAACUGGAGAUUUAUCAAGUAUUUGCAUCGCUCACUAUUUUGUGAUUUUAUAAAAAAAUAUAUAUUUGGCCAAUUAGUAACUGAUUGUUAGUUUGAGUCCAUUUCAAAUUAAAAGCCUAGCAUUGAGAGUAAACAUAAUACGAUCUAGCAUUAACUGUGGCAAAAUACUUGAGAUUACAGAACAGGUUUACAUUUUAUUCAUGCCCUGUAUGCACAAUGAAAGAGUUUUUGGUUGUACCUUGUUGUACCUUUUCUUGACACUGUGGAAAAAAAUCCCUUCCUGACAGAUUUAUUAAAAUCACUUUAGGGAGGAGUCUUUCACAAAGAGUGUGGAGAGGAGGAAUGAUGACAGAACAGCAAUCAAAGCUCUUUCUUUGGCAUGUGAGUAUCAUGAUUUUCUUCAUAAUGACACAAAUCAAAUCAUAGGAAACCAAUGAGGAAGUACAGGCUCACAUCAUGGGUGAUUUAUACAGGUUGACUAAAUUUCAGAUAAA
This is a messenger RNA of Toxotes jaculatrix (banded archerfish), 3363 nucleotides long. It is a transcript of the gene mpp3a, whose product is annotated as membrane palmitoylated protein 3a. Gene Ontology annotation, molecular function: protein binding. The record is from RefSeq and is a predicted model, not a curated record. The transcript is spliced from 18 exons. NCBI's taxonomy places the organism in Eukaryota, Metazoa, Chordata, Actinopteri, Toxotidae. Bases 23 to 1816 code for a protein of 597 amino acids. Gene Ontology annotation, cellular component: plasma membrane; cell-cell junction.